Peromyscus leucopus (white-footed mouse) is the source of this 1503-nucleotide messenger RNA. It is a transcript of the gene B3gntl1, whose product is annotated as UDP-GlcNAc:betaGal beta-1,3-N-acetylglucosaminyltransferase like 1. NCBI's taxonomy places the organism in Eukaryota, Metazoa, Chordata, Mammalia, Rodentia, Cricetidae. The record is from RefSeq and is a predicted model, not a curated record. The coding region runs from base 84 to 1157 and encodes 357 amino acids. The transcript has 12 exons.
UCCAGUCUCUGCACCGCCUCCCGGUGCUUGCUGUGCUGCCUAAGCAGGACGCUCGUGCGGAAGAAGGGCGGUGGAGCCAUGCCAUGCAGCUCCGCAAGGACGCCACUGGGCACAGCCCGCAGGCCUUAGUGUCCAUUAUCCUCCCAGUGCACAAUGCCGAACAGUGGUUGGAUGAGUGCUUGGCGUCUGUUUUACAGCAAGACUUUGAAGGCACCAUGGAGCUCUCUGUUUUUAAUGAUGCCAGCAAGGACAAGUCUAGGAUCAUCAUUGAAAAAUGGAAGGGGAAACUGGAAGAUUCUGGCAUCUCUGUAGUCAUUGGAGGCCAUGACUCUCAUUCUCCCAGAGGAGUUGGAUAUUCUAAAAACCAAGCAAUUGCACAGAGCACAGGGUCUUACCUUUGCUUUUUGGAUUCAGAUGAUGUUAUGAUGCCCCAGAGAGUGAGGCUGCAACAUGAAGCUGCUGUUCAGCACCCAACGAGCAUCAUAGGAUGCCAAGUGAAGAGAGACCCUCCAGACUCUACAGAGCGAUACACACGUUGGAUCAACCAGUUGACGUCUGAUCAGCUGUUCACACAGGUGUUCACCUCCCACGGCCCCACAGUGAUCAUGCCAACGUGGUUCUGCUCUCGGGCCUGGUUUUCCCAUGUGGGCCAAUUUGAUGAAGGAGGACGGGGGGUACCAGAGGACCUGUUGUUCUUCUAUGAGCACCUUAGGAAAGGGGGUGGCGUCUUCCGGGUGGACCACAGCCUGCUCCUCUACCGCUACCACUUGCAUGCAGCCACACAUUCAGUUCUUGAGAUGACCAUCUGGACCCAUCGUGUCCACUUCCUAGAGGAACAAGUCCUACCUCAUUGGAAGUCCUUCACCAUUUGGAAUGCAGGCAAGCAGGGACGUAGGUUAUACCGCAGCUUGACUGCAGCCAGCCGGCGCAAGGUGGUGUCCUUCUGUGAUGUUGAUGAGAACAAGAUCAGGAAGGGUUUCUACUGCCAUGAGGACUCUCAGGAAAGACCCAAGCCGAAGGUCCCCAUCCUGCAUUUCCAAGCUGCCCAGUCGCCCUUUGUCAUCUGUGUGAAGCUGGACCUCACAGGGGGUGAGUUUGAAGACAACCUGAAAUCACUGCGCUUGCAGGAAGGCCGGGACUUUGUUCACUUCAGCUGAGGCUGCCGCAAGGUGAUCCACAUGGAAGCUCUACAGAUUCUGAGCCUUGUCUGCUCUACUUCCCUUACACGGCAACUGUCAGGUGAAACGUGAUCCUAAUUAGUCUUAACAAUAAAAACCAGGAGUCAGAUAUUAAGGGUGAAAGCUGAAAGAUCAGAGAAGCAGAGCAGCGGCCACUAGAGACUUCUUACCUCUAUGCAUCCUCAGGCCAAAUGGGGGUUCCUGUCUCUAUGAAUCCUCAGACUGAAUAGGCGCCAAGAUCUGUCUCCACCCGCCUUAUAUUCCUGUCUCCAACUCCUUAGUGCUGGGAUCAAAGGCUUGAGCCUCCCAUAUGCUGGGAUUAAAG